AUGCGAACCGAGCUGAGUCAGCAGUCGACCAAGAUCAGCAUCAUGCUGGCCAUCGAUGUCGUCUUCUUCAUUGUCGAACUCGGCACCGGCUUCUGGGUCCACUCCCUCGCCCUCAUGGCCGACGCCUUCCACAUGCUCAACGACAUCAUCUCGCUCGUCAUCGGCCUCUGGGCCGUCAAGGCCGCAAAGAACCCCAGCACCGACCGCUACUCGUACGGCUGGCUGCGCGCAGAGAUCCUCGGUGCCUUCUUCAAUGCCGUCUUCCUCAUCGCCCUCUGCGUCUCCAUCAUCCUCGAGGCCAUCACCCGUCUGGUUGAGCCGCCGGAGAUUACCAACCCCGAGCUCAUCCUGAUUGUGGGCUGCUUCGGCCUCGCGUCGAACCUGGUUGGCUUCCUUGUUCUCGGUGGCCACGGACACGACCACGGCCCCGGCGGUCACGAUCACGACCAUGACCACGAACACGGGCACGAGCAUGCCGCCCAUGACCACGACCAUGCCAAGGUUCCCCGCGAUCCCGUCUCCGCCGCUGAAGAGGGGCGCGGAUACAGCUCGGCAGCUUUCGCAGACGACAGCGGCCCGGCCAUGGAUGUCCUCCCGCACGUCGCGCUCGCCAGGGCCCAGGCCGAGGCGUCCGCCGUGUCGUCCAGCAUCGCCCAGCAAAAGGCCGUCAACGCGUCUCGCAAGGCCUCUGGAUCUAAGAGCAGAGAGCGCCGCCGCGCAGGCAGUACUAAGCAUAGCCGCCUGACCAGCAUCGAUGACCUCAGCAUCCACCCGUCCAGCUUCCGCCAGGAGAUCCUGGAGCACAGCCUGUCCAACCCGCACCUGCCCGAGCCCGACAGCGAAGACGACUCGACUGUCCACUCCCAGAUUUCAGAGGAGGAUUCCAACGUCGACGAGAGCUCGUCACUCAUCAAGAACGGCAGUGGCAACAACCACGGUGCCAUUUCGCACAGCCACUCUGGCAAGGGCAGCAGCAGCCACCACUCGCACUCGGUAUCCGGCCGGUCAAGACGCGACUCGGGCGUCCACACGGAGCACAACCACAACAAGCCCAAGGACAAGCGGAAGAAGAGCCUCGGCCACGACCACGGCGACAUGGGCAUGAACGCCAUGGUUCUGCACGUCAUCGGCGACGCCCUCGGCAACGUUGGCGUCAUCAUCACUGCUCUCAUCAUCUGGCUCACCGACCUGCCUGGCAAGUUCUACGCGGACCCGGCCGUCUCCCUCUUCAUCACCGCCAUCAUCCUCCGGUCUGCCAUCCCCCUUACCAAGGCCACGUCCAAGGUGCUGCUCCAGGCCACUCCUGACCACAUCGACCUCCGCGACAUCAAGGACGACAUCCAGAACCUGCCUGGCGUCAUCAGCUGCCACCACGUCCACAUCUGGCAGCUGUCCGACACCAAGGUCGUCGCAUCCAUGCAUGUCCAGAUCGAAUUCCCCAUCACGGAGGACGGCGGCGAGAAGUACAUGAAGCUCGCCCGGCAGGCGCGCAAGUGUCUGCACGCUUACGGCAUCCACAGCGCCACGAUCCAGCCCGAGUUCUGCGUCGAUGAGAGCUGCAAACACAGCGACGACGGCCUCGCCUCUACGUCUGCAGCCGGCGAGACUCCGCAGGUCAAGUGCGGUGCUGGUGCCGUCGAGGGUGUCGGCGACCCCGAGUCAUGCCUCCUCGAAUGCGUCGACAACUGCGCCGGUGACGGCUGCUGCCCAACGUCAAAGUCCAAGAUGGACGGCAGCCGGAGAUCGAGCUCCUCGGCGACUGCGCACGACCACGAGCACGGCGAUCACGACGGGCACGACCACGGAGACCACGGCCACAGCCAUGACCACUAG
Messenger RNA from Microdochium trichocladiopsis, 1833 nucleotides. RefSeq names its product cation efflux protein. Gene Ontology annotation, molecular function: zinc ion transmembrane transporter activity. Gene Ontology annotation, cellular component: membrane. The record is from RefSeq and is a predicted model, not a curated record. The coding region runs from base 1 to 1833 and encodes 610 amino acids. The transcript has 2 exons. NCBI's taxonomy places the organism in Eukaryota, Fungi, Ascomycota, Sordariomycetes, Xylariales, Microdochiaceae. Gene Ontology annotation, biological process: intracellular zinc ion homeostasis; zinc ion transmembrane transport.